Panicum virgatum (switchgrass) is the source of this 459-nucleotide messenger RNA. Its product is annotated as ethylene-response factor C3-like. The transcript has 3 exons. The record is from RefSeq and is a predicted model, not a curated record. Lineage: Eukaryota; Viridiplantae; Streptophyta; Magnoliopsida; Poales; Poaceae. The coding region runs from base 1 to 459 and encodes 152 amino acids. Gene Ontology annotation, molecular function: protein dimerization activity; DNA-binding transcription factor activity; DNA binding. Gene Ontology annotation, biological process: regulation of DNA-templated transcription; ethylene-activated signaling pathway.
AUGACUGUUUCUGUUUCAACAAUAUCAUCAGAAUCUGCAUUUAGUAUGACUGGUAGGAUUAUCGAGGAGCGACGACGGCGUCUGGGCCCUGAGGUCGUGGAGAUGUUGGCUCUGAUCAAGGACUGGGAGCAAGCCAAUGCAAGACUUCAACACCUCAUAGAGGAUGAAGAACUUGAAGAAUCAUUUGAAAACUUAUAUCUAGAUGUUGAAUCUGGUUUUGUCCUCACGAGAGAGACCUCGUCGUCAGCGCCCGUGGGGCAAGUUCGCGGCGGUGAUCGGAACCCCACCAAGAACGGCGCGCGCGUGUGGCUCGGCACCUACGACACCGCCGAGAAUGCUGCGCUCGCCUGCGACCGCGCCGCCUACCGCAUGCGCGGCUCCCGCGCGCUCCUCAACUUCCCGCUCUGCAUCGGGACAACCGGCCGUCAUCGUCCUCUUGCUGGACGAGCGGCUCGAUGA